Lentinula edodes (shiitake mushroom) is the source of this 1737-nucleotide messenger RNA. RefSeq names its product oxidoreductase. The transcript has 7 exons. The coding region runs from base 122 to 1423 and encodes 433 amino acids. Lineage: Eukaryota; Fungi; Basidiomycota; Agaricomycetes; Agaricales; Omphalotaceae. Gene Ontology annotation, molecular function: oxidoreductase activity; FMN binding. The record is from RefSeq and is a predicted model, not a curated record.
UGAUCGUAUUCGCCAUCAAGUGACAUCCAUAUUUAAUGCAUCCAUUUCCAUAUCAGAUCCUCCCAGCUAUCCAGCAAGUUUACCACUUUCAAGUCCUUCAGUGCUUCUCUGUGGCUUUGACAUGUCUAACACAUCCUCUGAUGUUAUUCCUCAAUGGGGAACAUAUAUGCGAGAAAUAUACUUGAAUGGAAAGGGACCUGAGCCUCUUGGAACUGUCGUUUUCGAGGAGAUUGAGAAGAAGGCCAUCGAAAAGCUUAAAGACCUUCCGGGAGCGUUCCUUUAUUCCGGAGGAAGUGCGGGAACUUGGUCAACCUAUACUGGAAACACUAUCGCGUUGAACAAGUUUCGAAUCAUUCCGCGCAUGCUUGUUCCUUGUAAUAAUCGGGACCUUAGGGUCACCUUGUUCGGUGUAACUUACCCCAGUCCUCUGAUACUUGGACCUGUGGGAGUUCAAGGGACCUUCACUGCCGAAGGCGAAUAUGCACCUGCUAAAGCUGCCGCCAAGCUUGGUGUACCCUUUGUUAUGAGUUCAGCAUCGACUCGGAGUAUCGAGCAAGUUGCUCAGGCUAGCGGCAAUGGUCCACGUUGGUAUCAGCUUUAUUGGCCGAGACACGAAGAAGUAACGUUUUCUCUGUUGAAGAGAGCAAAGGAAAAUGGCUUUACUGGGCUUGUCGUGACCCUCGAUACGAUGUCUUUGGGAUGGAGACCGCACGAUCUGGAAAGAUCGUACCUACCAUUCGGUCACGGAGUGGGGACCCAGGUAGGAAGUUCUGAUCCUGUUUUCAUGGCUAGACUUGGGAAGAAGCCUAUCGCCGAUGAGAUACCGGAAUUCCCUUACGAUGCUGUGACCAAACAAAAGCUCCUUGUUGACGGGGACCCAACAGCAAAAGAUGCCGCCCAGUUGGGAUAUGCUUGGCUCGCAGAGGCCAAUUUUGGAUUUUAUCGCUCGUGGGAGGACGUCAAACCUCUCAGAGAUAAUUGGGAGGGGCCGCUGAUCCUGAAGGGAAUACAGCAUGUAGAAGACGCUGAGAAAGCUAUUGAUAUCGGAGUAGAUGGUAUUGUUGUAUCGAAUCACGGUGGUAGACAGCUCGAUGGCGCGAUUCCUUCGAUCUAUGCUUUAGAGAGCAUCAUGAAAUCCGAAAAGGUCAGAGCAGCCCAGAAAUCAGGAAAAUUUACUAUCAUGUUUGAUUCUGGAAUUCGAACCGGGAGUGAUAUCAUCAAAGCUAUGGCUCUCGGCGCCCAAGCCGUGCUUCUCGGCAGACCUUGGGUGUACGGCGCAGCUAUAGCCGGACAAGAAGGGGUGGAACAGGUUAUCAAAAUUAUUCUUGCUGAUUUAGAUAUCUCGCUCGCUCAAGCUGGAUUGAAAGGCGUCGCUGACGUUCUGGGCAGAGCGGACCAAAUCUUGACCAAAGUAGAUUUUUAGAAAGGGGAAAAGGAUCAUCACUAUGAAAGACGAACGAUGUAUGAUCGGGAAGAACUUAGUUUUGUAUAGUAUGUAUCUCUUGUUGUGUAUAAAUUCUGAAGCUUUUGCGGAAUCUCUUUCGAAAUUAUGAAUAUGAUUUUCCUCGAUCGAGAUCUACGUAGGGCAAAGCUGUUAUAAUCAAUCCUGACGGAGCUAUCAAAUGAUAUCGAGAGCUAUUCCGACGACGGAUGGAUAAAACAGGGAAAAGAAGUUCAGAAAAUUUAGAGAGCAGGAACAGGGGUGAGCUGCGGUGAAUGUUGGUGAGCGCUGAGGCC